Molecule: messenger RNA, 1005 nt
Organism: Histoplasma capsulatum G186AR
Lineage: Eukaryota; Fungi; Ascomycota; Eurotiomycetes; Onygenales; Ajellomycetaceae
Exons: 6
Coding region: 1-1005 (334 amino acids)
Source: RefSeq, a predicted model, not a curated record
AUGGAUAAGCGUGAGAGAACGGGCUUGGAGCUUGAUGGUGUUGAGGGUGUUGACUGGCUGCGGGAGGAGCCCGCGAUCGACGUUGCUAAAAAGCCAACGGCAGGGGAUAACUGGUUUGCAGAGCAUGGCAAAGAAAUCGUGGAGGGAACCAUGAACAGGGCUGAUUCACGAAGAAAUUCUGGCGGUUCUCCCCCACCGAGCUCCGAUGAUAGUCCUGGUGGCUCCCGUUGGCGUCGGCUCGCUGAACUACCAUUAAAGUUCAAAGAAAGCCGACCCGUGUGCCCAGCGUGCCGGGGAGCCACGAAGGCUAAAAGUGCGGAAGUCCCCAACGGCUGUUUCGCGGGCCCAAUGUGCGGGACAAAGAGCUGUCCACCAAUAAUAAAGAUCGAUGAAGCUCUCCAGUCGGCAUCGCUGGGUCGGGGGCUAAAGUCAAGCGUGAUCCCGUCCAGGUUCACCCACGAAUAUGGCGACACGAGCCGGACUGAUGCCCUCGAAGUGGUGCUUGUGUCGAGUCGAGCGAGGUUGAGCAGAUGCAAGAUUUUUGAUAUCGAUUUCCAAGCACGUAUGGUAAUUAAUGUACGUUGUUUUCACUUUGUGAUAUGGACGUCCUCCAUUUUAUCCAUGCAGCUUGGUCGUCGCCCCCGCGCUCCCGCUCUGCCCCUGUCUCCCCUCACAUAUCGUCAUUCCGUGCUCCCUCCAAAGAGUUGCCUGUGGGCCACCAGUCCCGAGUUGAAGCCCAUUGCACUCCAUGCGAAAAUAGUUAAUGGCUUGGUGAUGGAGCGCAAGGAUUGUGGGUUCCAAAAAGAUGAAAGCGAUGCUCCAGCUUUCCCGAUAUUUGCAUCGGAGGAUUUGGGAAUUGGGGCAAUCAUAGUAAUAUCGCCACGGAAAACAACAUGUUUCUUUGCAACAUUCUCGCACUUCCUACAUCCACUCAUUUUAGUGCAAGAUUCUUCCUUGCCUCCGGGACCCCCUAGCCCAUCCACUAGGAUGAUGAGCCUCUUUUGA